AACCUCUCGGUUGGCAGACUAAGACAAGUUUCCGAUCAGACAGCUAAAACGUAUGAUCAUAACAUGUCUGGAAAUGGAAGCCUUUUAGCUUUGGUGUUGGUGUGGUCGACUGUGGUAGUGACCUGGAGCCAGAGACCACCAUGGAAGAUACGUGAACCUUGUUCCCUCCACGAUAUAGCCACCAUAGACGACUUGGAAGAGUUAAUCCAGCUUACUGCUUCAAGUCUUGGAGUAACAGAGAUGUCGCUACUGAGACAACUCCAGGGGCAUCUUGACGAAAAGAGGCAUUUCUUGGGGUCGCUUCAAGAACGCGGAGAAGAUAUUUCAACUUCAGAAAACCUAUUUAUUCCUAAACAUGGCCACCUUCUCCCAAUACCCCCACCAUCAUUUCGUUUGAGGCCUUUCCGAAAGCUACCGAGACGACCGGACAACACGUUUUUUUCUCAUUUAAGGACAGCGCCACCACCGGCAGGAGUACGUGUCCAAAUACUCACGGAUCCGGGUUCUGCGCCUUUCUUUGAUGUCACUGUGACGUUAUCACCAUUAAUGAGCGUGGAAGAUGCAAUUCGGCAAGCAAAUAUCAAGUACAGCCGUAUGGUGUCGCUACCAGCGGUUUCAAGUAUGAUUAAAAUACGACACUCGCAGCUACUCCAAUGCUCCAUUGUGAAAGGAAUGCCAGGCAUUUCUGGAUUUUGGAGAAUACGAGUUCUAGAUAGUGACGAAAAGGUUGUGUACGACAAUGUGUGCGUUCCUUCCCCGCAGGAGUUGCUGGUGGAACCGGGAAUGACCAUACUUCUCCAAUGAACCUCGUCCUAUCUUGGAAACCGCGAAUAUAAAACGUGUUGUUGAGUCCUGUCUUGUGACGUCAAAGUCUGUGUAGAAUUUUCUAGUCCGAAUAAAUAAAAAAAAAUAAAAUGCUUGAUUAUCUAAAUCUCGAUAAAAUGUGUACUACGUAGGAGAAAUAAAUACUAAUUAAGUCACCCAAAUCGUGUAAAGUUUACUGUAUAGUGGAAAUAAACAGUUGUGGCAAUACA
Limulus polyphemus (Atlantic horseshoe crab) is the source of this 1034-nucleotide messenger RNA. RefSeq lists its product as uncharacterized. Bases 64 to 804 code for a protein of 246 amino acids. The record is from RefSeq and is a predicted model, not a curated record. The transcript has 5 exons. Lineage: Eukaryota; Metazoa; Arthropoda; Merostomata; Xiphosura; Limulidae.